AUGAGCUGCGGCGCGGGGGCCGCGGAGGGCAGUGAUGAUCGCAGUGUCUCUUCAGAAGAAAAAGGUUGCCCUAGCCCCAACCUAGAUACUUCAAAGGACUCUAAAUCAGGAGAGGACAGCAGUUCCGAGAGCAGUUCUGACAGUAGUGACUCCGAUAACGAGGAGCCCAAAACAGAAGAGACAAAUGAGGAACUGGGAGAGGCUUCCGCCGAGGGCGCUUCCGCUCAGGCUGAAGAAUGGGGAGACAAAGAAACACCCACAGAGCAUUUUAAUUCAGAAUGUAUUAAAAUUGAACCUCACUGUCAACACUGUAAUGCUGAAAAUAAACACAAUGAACAAGUGACUCCUAGACGCCUUUCCGGGGGACAGUUUUUGCUGAAGGUGGACACGGAGGGAGUGUACGAGUGCACGGAAACGGGUCUGAUCUUUGAGGUUAACAGGAAAGUUGACAUCAAGUAUUGCAUCUUGUCCUGGAGCAAAUACGCAGACCUGGUUGUCAAGCCCUGGGCUGUUGGGGGACCCAUGUUUGAUGUCAAGUGUGACCCAGCCUGUCUUACCUCCAUUCAGUUUCCACAUUCCCUCUGCCUGGGCCGCCAAGAUGCCAACAUGACAUUCCGAGUCUUACACGUUAAAAAUUCCGAGGCCUCAUUAGAAUGCGCUGUGGACCAUUCUUCGACCCACGUGAAAUGGCACGUGAGCUCUCUUUCUCCCGUGGGACCUGUGAUUCAAAGCGAAGAAACGUUGUACCACCACGGGGCUGUGAUUCUGUACAAAGUCAUCGACCAGAAUCCAUCCUUAUCUUUCCGGGUGUACAUAGCAACCAACAACGAGUCCUUCAUCAAGGACAUUGCCAAGGCUGUCAAGCACUCCUCUAAGAAAUUCAUGAAGAUCGACAAGCCUCCGGUGUGCCUCAAGUUAUUGCAGAACGGGAAGAAGUACAGACUGGUCAGUGAACCGGAAGCUGACAUCACCCCCGAGGAAAUUGAAUUUGUGGAUGGUUCCACUUUAAAACUGAAAAGUUAUAUUGAAGUUUAUUUGGAGCAACCAAUGGAGUUUAAAUUACUGUUGGUCGAAAUGGAUUCUGACGAGAUUGUGUGGAAAGCCAAACUGAGAGAAUGUGACUGGGUUCAACACGAACAGAGUCAGAACGUUUCCAAGAGCAGCACAAGUGGUAAAAGGCGGCGUAAAGUAAGUAGCACUCUGCCUGAAGAGGAAGUCAAUGCUAAAAGGCUGAAGCAGGUUGACACGUCAGAUGCAGCAAAGACCCCACUAACAGACGAUCAGUUGAUUACCCUUGCUGGGAAGUUGGGGAAGGAGUGGAUAAAAGUUGCCAUUGUCAACCUGGAGUUGGACAUCAGCGAUAUCGACGAUAUCCGGGAGAAGAAUGAAAAUGUGACGAUUUGUAAGUUUUGGAUGCUGAAGAAGUGGCAGGAGAAGGAGAAGAGCAAUGCCACAGUCCAGAAUUUACAUAGCUGCUUGAAAAACGACUCGGCGGAAGUCCAGGAUGUGCUGGAAGGUUUCUUAUAG
Molecule: messenger RNA, 1527 nt
Organism: Pipistrellus nathusii (Nathusius's pipistrelle)
Lineage: Eukaryota; Metazoa; Chordata; Mammalia; Chiroptera; Vespertilionidae
Source: the annotation of a GenBank genome assembly